AUGGAGACGACUCUGCCCCUCCCCUUUCUUAUCAGCCUCGCUGCGCUACCAGGCCUGGCAGGGCCAGAGGGUCUGAGUCGGGACGAAAUCAGCUGCCUUGGCUCAGUCUUUGCUGAAGUCACUCCAGACAACCUGGAUCAGACCCUAGCGUUCCUCAGCCAGCACAAUGUCGACUUCCUGCCGUUCCUGGACGUGACUCAACUGCACUCCAGGGACGACGUCCUGUCCCUGCUCGAUGCCGGCGCACGAAAGGUCUUCGUGAAGCCAGAGAACCUGCCAGAGUACACCGAGCAUGGCUCAAGAGUGGCACCCGCCAUCACAAAGAUCAAUGCACUCGAGUCGGCCACGGAGCAUGGACUCCUCAUCUCAGACUUUGACCACUCCAAGUGUGAGAUCGGCCCAUUCCUGGAGAAGGCGAAGUCGACCAAGGUCAAGAACCUCUUCAUCAAGCCCGUCGAGGGUGCGAUUCUUGAACACUUCAUCGAUGUCGCUGCUCAGCUGGGAGCCACUCCCAUUCUUCCUUCAACCGGUCUGACCACGGCCAAAGACGCCAGCGGCAAGUUGUCGGUGUCAAAGGUGCUGUGCUCCACCUGGAGCUCGGACCGCCCAGACAACCUCAUCCCGACCGUCGUUACGGAUGAGACUGGCAUUGCUCUUGGCUUGGUGUACAGCAGCGAGGAGAGUGUCGGAGAGGCCUUGCGAACCCAGACUGGCGUGUACCAAAGUAGGAAGCGAGGUCUUUGGUACAAGGGAGCGAGCUCAGGAGACACGCAGGAGCUCGUGGGGAUCUCUCUGGACUGCGACAGUGACGCAUUGAAGUUUGUCGUCAGGCAGAAGGGCCGUUUCUGCCACCUUGAGCAGUUUGGUUGCUUCGGGGAGCUCAAGGGGAUACCAAGGCUGGAGCAGACGCUCAGGUCCAGGAAGGAGUCCGCUCCGGAGGGGUCAUACACGGCGCGUCUUUUCAACGAUGAGAAACUCCUGCGGGCCAAGAUCAUGGAAGAGGCUGAGGAGCUGUGCGAUGCCAAGGCACCAAAGGACGUUGCUUUCGAGGCUGCUGAUCUCAUCUACUUUGCCCUCACAAAGGCUGUCGCUGCCGGUGUAAACCUGGCGGAUAUCGAGAGGAGCCUUGACGCCAAGAGCUGGAAGGUCAAGAGGCGCACAGGUGACGCGAAAGGCAAAUGGGCUGAGAAGGAGGGCAUCAAGCCCGUCGACGGCACCACUACAGCAGCCGUCACCGCGCCUGCCACCUCGAGCCCUGUGCCAUCAUCAGACAGGAUCACUAUGAAGCGCCACGACCUUGCUUCGCUUGCACCUGGCCAGCUCCAGCAAGUGCUGAACAGACCAUCACAGAAGUCUGCCGAUUCAAUCAUGAAAAUCGUCGUGCCUAUCAUCGACGACGUCAAGAAGAAUGGCGACAAGGCUCUGCUAUCCUACACUCAAAAAUUCGAGAAGGCCGCCUCUUUGACCUCCACCGUCAUCAAGGCUCCUUUCCCCGACUCCCUCAUGCAGCUGCCCGCCGAGACCAUUAAGGCCAUCGACGUGUCCUUCGACAACAUCAAGAAGUUCCACGCUGCGCAACAAGAAGAGAAGCCCCUCCGCGUUGAGACCAUGCCUGGGGUGGUCUGCAGUAGAUUCUCCAGGCCUAUUGAGCGCGUGGGUCUGUACGUCCCCGGUGGCACGGCUGUCUUACCAUCUACAGCUCUCAUGCUCGGUGUCCCUGCCAUGGUCGCCGGCUGCAAGAAGAUUGUGCUCGCCUCGCCACCGCGUUCCGACGGCAGCGUCACUCCUGAAAUUGUCUACGCCGCGCACAAGGUGGGCGCCGAGAGCAUCGUGCUGGCCGGCGGUGCCCAGGCCGUUGCGGCCAUGGCGUACGGCACCGAGAGCGUGAGCAAGGUGGACAAGAUCCUCGGCCCGGGCAACCAGUUCGUGACUGCCGCCAAGAUGUACGUCAGCAACGACACCAACGCCGGCGUGAGCAUCGACAUGCCCGCGGGCCCUUCGGAGGUCCUCGUCAUCGCCGACAAGGAUGCCAACCCCGCGUUCGUGGCGAGCGACCUGCUAAGCCAGGCUGAGCACGGCGUGGACAGCCAGGUCAUCCUCAUCGCGGUGGACCUUGGCGAAGAGGGGCUGCAGGCCAUCGAGGACGAGCUGCACAAGCAGGCCAUGGCGCUGCCGCGAGUUGAGAUUGUGCGCGGGGCCAUCGCCCACUCGGUCACGAUCCAGGUCAAGACGGUCGAGCAGGCGAUGGAGGUCAGCAACGAGUAUGCACCAGAGCACCUGAUCCUGCAGCUCAAGGAUGCCGAGAAGGUCUCGGAGCUGGUCAUGAAUGCGGGAAGUGUCUUCAUCGGGCAGUGGACGCCCGAGAGUGUCGGUGACUACUCUGCUGGUGUGAAUCACUCCCUACCAACCUAUGGAUACGCCAAGCAGUACUCGGGUGUCAACCUCGGAUCCUUCAUCAAGCACAUCACCAGCGCCAACCUGACGGCCGAAGGUCUACGAAACGUGGGCGGGGCCGUGAUGCAGCUGGCCAAGGUGGAGGAGCUCGAGGCUCACAGAAGGGCAGUUGGCAUUCGCAUUGACCACAUGGACAAGUAG
Molecule: messenger RNA, 2595 nt
Organism: Diaporthe citri
Lineage: Eukaryota; Fungi; Ascomycota; Sordariomycetes; Diaporthales; Diaporthaceae
Exons: 2
Coding region: 1-2595 (864 amino acids)
Biological process (GO): L-histidine biosynthetic process
Cellular component (GO): cytoplasm
Molecular function (GO): NAD binding; metal ion binding; phosphoribosyl-AMP cyclohydrolase activity
Source: RefSeq, a predicted model, not a curated record